UCAAGACUCCCACUACACUACACUAUACACACUCCACUCCACUAACGCAUAAUCUCAUCAUCUUCUUCUUCCUUAUCCCUCCAAUGGCUUCCCCCGCCAGCCAAAUCCCCUUCUUCUUCUUCUUCUUCUUCAUCCUUUUCACUCUGUUACCCUCUUACACUCAAGCAAGAGACAGCCAAUUGUUCAACAAACUCCCAAGCACCACCAACAAUGACGUUGUCCCUACCCAAAACCAGCCCGAUUUCAUCCCCGACACUGAAAACAGCUACGGUCUCUACGGCCACGAGUCCGGCCAACUCCCGCCGUCCACCACCACCGCCACUCCACAAUUCACCGAAUCCGAUCAACAGCAGCAGCCGCCGCGCAAGUACCUCCCCAAGAACUACAACCCCGUCGCCUACGUUACCCAGCCGGAAGAGAUAAACGACAGCGUUUCAAUUCCUAAUGAAGAGAAAACCUUCCCCGUAAACCCUAAUGGCUUCCCCGUGAACCCUAAUGAAGAGAAAACCUUCCCCGUAAACCCUAAUGGCUUCCCCUUGAACCCUAAUGAAGAAAAAACCUUCUCCGUAAACACUGACAGUUACAAUGGUGCCGCCGAACACAACUUCUACAACCCCCAGCAGGAUGAAGACGACUCCGCCUACAGAAACUACGCCGCCACCACCUCCGCCGCCGCCGCAGAGGGAAAUAAUAACGAUUUCUACUACAAUGGCGGGAACAGCUUCAACAGCGAGCCGCAGAGCCGCCGCGGAAACUACCCCAACGGCGGUUUCCAGCCGAGCGACACCAGUUUCAACAGCCGCGAAAACUAUUUCAACGGCGGAUUCCAGCCGCAGGGGAUGAGCGACACCAGAUUCAUCGAAAACGGAAAGUAUUUCUACGAUCUCAAUUCCCAGAAGUACAGCAGCAAUCACCCCUACGAAAGCCUCAAGGGUGCCCGACCGACGGCGACCGGAUAUACUGGCAGCUUUGGCGGCGCCGAUUGGGACCGGGAAAACAUUAACGGCGGAUUUCCCUGAAACGCCUCUGGUUGAAUUGGGAAAAGAUAAUUUAGGGCAAUCUCCAUUGAUGUGUUACAUGAAGGUUCUUCUCAGUUCUGUUACUGCCGUUUAAUUUAUUAUUGAAAAAAAAAAAAAAAACAUUGAUCGAUGGAGUGAUACAAAAUAUAUAUGACUUAAGUAUGUCCUGUUUUUAAAAUUUUGUGCUUUUUGCAUUUAAAUUUGUUUAAAUUAUUAUUUUUUUAAAUCUUUCUAUAUUGUACUUUGUGAGCAGUGUGACAAAAAUAAUCAAUAUUGAAUAAAUGUAUAUUAAUUUUAUAUUAUAGUA
Molecule: messenger RNA, 1326 nt
Organism: Andrographis paniculata
Lineage: Eukaryota; Viridiplantae; Streptophyta; Magnoliopsida; Lamiales; Acanthaceae
Product: protein E6-like
Exons: 1
Coding region: 84-1019 (311 amino acids)
Source: RefSeq, a predicted model, not a curated record